AGGAGCACUCCAGACCAUGCCUGGGCGCAGACCACCCACCUUCCGGAGCCCGGGGGCCCAGGCGCCGAGAAGAGCCCGGAAAAGAACAGAAGGAGGAGCCAGCUCCAAUGUGUUCUCCAUGUUUGAUCAGUCCCAGAUCCAGGAGUUUAAAGAGGCCUUCACCAUCAUGGACCAGAACCGCGAUGGCUUCAUUGGCAAGGAAGACCUGAGGGACACCUUUGCUGCCCUGGGUCGCAUCAAUGUGAAGAACGAAGAGCUGGACGCCAUGGUGAAGGAGGCCCCGGGGCCCAUCAACUUCACGGUCUUCCUGACCAUGUUUGGGGAGAAGCUGAAGGGCACGGAUCCAGAGGAGACCAUUCUUCAUGCCUUCAAGGUGUUCGACACUGAAGGGAAAGGUUUCAUCAAGGCGGAUUUCAUCAAGGAGAAGCUCAUGACCCAGGCAGACCGGUUCAGUGAGGAGGAGGUCAAGCAGAUGUUUGCCGCUUUUCCACCAGAUGUGUAUGGCAACCUGGACUACAGGAACCUGUGCUACGUCAUCACACAUGGUGAAGAGAAAGACUAGAAGAUCAUGAACCUCCCGCGCAGUCAGAGGCAGCAAACACUGGGGGUGGGGGCCAGCAAUGGAGAGCUCCUGAGGCCAGUGUGUUU
Rhinolophus ferrumequinum (greater horseshoe bat) is the source of this 648-nucleotide messenger RNA. It is a transcript of the gene MYL10, whose product is annotated as myosin light chain 10. Gene Ontology annotation, molecular function: calcium ion binding. The coding region runs from base 17 to 562 and encodes 181 amino acids. The transcript has 8 exons. Gene Ontology annotation, cellular component: cytoplasm; mitochondrion. The record is from RefSeq and is a predicted model, not a curated record. NCBI's taxonomy places the organism in Eukaryota, Metazoa, Chordata, Mammalia, Chiroptera, Rhinolophidae.